This is a messenger RNA of Menidia menidia (Atlantic silverside), 4797 nucleotides long. Lineage: Eukaryota; Metazoa; Chordata; Actinopteri; Atheriniformes; Atherinopsidae. The record is from the annotation of a GenBank genome assembly.
AUGAAGAGCGUUGCUAUGGAAACGGCUGGGAGGGCCGUCUGUGAUCACGUGACCCGGCGGUUUGCCAAAGUAUACAGAUAUAAUCUCCUGCUCUACCUGGGCAUUCAGAUCAGGGUCAUGGCUCCAUUUUUGGGUGUGACUCUGCUGGCCUUGGCUCUGAUAGCUCCCACCUCGGCCUUCUUUCCUAUCGGGGGCGGGGGGGUGAGUCAUGUCAGCAUCACGGGAACCGCCAUCCUGCAAAAGAUCAGGGAGACCUGUCAGGAUAUGGCCGAGGACGCCGGGGAGGACUUCAACCCCACCGGCCCGUCUCCUGAGGAGCUGAUCCAGGCCUGUUUGGGCCCCUCGGCAACGGGUCAGGGCCCGUCUCCUGAGGAGCUGAUCCAGGCCUGUUUGGGCCCCUCGGCAACGGGUCAGGUGUCCGGGGCCAACGUGUGGAGGAUCCUGCCCAGUGUUUCUCUGGCUGCCUUGAAGUUUUCCUUGCCGACGUUUGCCUUGAUGGCGCCCAUGCCUUCGGUGAUGAGGGCACGCCCCUCCAGGAAGGCCUCGGAGUUGAAUGCUCCUCAUCACUUCAACUCCGAGGCCUUCCUGGAGGGGCGUGCCCUCAUCACCGAGGGCAUGGGCGCCAUCAAGGCAAACAUCGGCAAGGAAAACUUCAAGGCAGCCAGAGAAACACUGGGCAGGAUCCUCCACACGCUGCAGGACUUCUACAGCCACAGUAACUGGGCGGAGAUCGGCCACACGGAGCCCGUACAGUUCAAUAUCGUCUUUGAGUACACCUUUGAUGGAGAUGUGGUCACUCACACCUGUAGUGACUGUGCGAGUGGCACAUGCUCCAAUCAGAUUCUUCCCAUAAUCCUGAGGGAGAAGAAGCUCACAUCGGGCUACCUGGAAACCUCCUCUGCUGCAAAACCAGCCGAUCUUGUCCCUUGCCGCAGAGUCUUAGUAGAGCAAUGCACCCCUCUGAGUCUCUCUGCGCUGAGAGGCCAGGAGCAGUACGCCUUUGAGAGGGUGGACUACAGUCUGCAGGAGCACAACUACUUCAGUAAUGGAGACAGAAACUCUGAGGUGUCUCUUUGUGCGAUCAAGCAGGAGGACUCAUACAGUGAUUCUUGUGUUGAGCAUGUCGUGAAGCAAGAAGAAGGGACAGAGGAGGAUUCUGUUAUUCCAGCGGAGAAUAAGGGCUCAAUGGUCCAAGAAUGUUCAGCAGAAGUUAAUUUCCCUCAAAGAGAUGUAGAGACUCAAGUGAUUCCGCCUAAUCUGCCACGGUCGGGAGGCCUAGAGGGUACCCGGGACCAGUCCUCUGACCCACGGCAUUCGUUAGUUAUUUCACUCAAAGACGCACUCAGCGAUGACAUUAAAGAAGAGUACGACGGUAAUCAAAGCUCAACGGAGGCGUGUGAAGAACCCACGCCGUCUGAAAAACCAGAACCGGUCCCACAAGAACCCGACCGAACUGGUUCAGCACCGAUGAGUGAGAAAAGCAAACCGAACGAGCAACAACAGGCAGAUUUGCACUGUACAGAGAAAGAGCUGGCAAAGUCUGGGCCGGGGAACCCAGAUGAAGUGUGUAAAGAUCCAAAAGAUGGCCCGUUGGAAGGAGAAGGCGGAUCUACGACUAACUUGUUAGUACGACGUAAAAGAGGACGGCCGCCAAAGAAAACAAAACGGAAAGGGAUCCUUCUGUUGUCCGCCGAGGCUCCAAAAGGGCCUCAGGGACCAAAUGCUUCGUCAGUAAGAGUGGAUCUGAUGGAAGUAUCUCCUGCAUUGGAAAGAGGAGCUGAUUCUUCAGAAGCUUCAUCCAUCCAAGAUACCGCCAACAAGGAUGUGAGGGAAGUCGGUACUUCUCCCGUUCCCGCUGGAGCUCUGAGAUGGAAGAAGAAGAAGAAGAAGCUGCGGAGGCUCGACCGUGUGGAGGUUCAACAGGAAGUCCGACCCCAAACGGUCCACGAGAAAAAGAAUUGCAUGUUCCAUCAGGUUCAAAGUAAAGUCGUCAUAGCAACACCACCCCUAGCCCCCAUGGUUUUCAGCACCGGGUCAGUGAUGUCGGCUGCCGGGACUCAGACGGCUCAAAAGUCUCCCCCGCGUCCCCAAAUAACAUUGGGAGCCCCUAGCAAUACACCUCGCACAAUUAUUGUUGUUCCAAGGCCUAUUGUUGAAUGUCAGAAUAUCGCAAACGUGACCCCGACAAUGGGGGCUAGAGUCCUCUCGGCAAAUCUACUUCCUCCAUCCACAGCUCUAAAAUUACCUCUCGGAAUAUGUCCCAUAUCCUCCCCUGUGCCACGGAAAACAAUCAGAAUCACCUACAACAAGCUGCUCCCCAUCCUGCCCCUACAGUCCACCACCAUCUCAACAGAGACCUCCACAAACGCUCCCCCGCAACAAAAAAUAACCAUUACUCCAAAACAAAUGUCAGCCGAGACCAUAUCGAAAGCGGAGGCCAUUGUUUUUACUGCUAAUGCUCCCAAACCAGCUCCAAUAGAACCAGCAGCACCACAGGUUUCAGGCUCACAUGAUUCCAGUCCAGGAAAUAUAGACGAAACGGUGAAGGAUGCAGAAGUACAAAUGGACCCAUCCAGCCAAACUACCUCAGUUUCUGAAACCAGCCACUCUCCCUCAGGAAUAUGUUCAGACAUUUCCGUUGAACCAACUUCUGUGUCUUCAGCAUCACCCUCCAUUUCCCACCGGAAACUCUGCCCAGUGGUCAGAUUAAGGAAACUCCCCUUACGCAUAUCGACCAGAGAGGCCAUCUUUGUGUCCAGACUUCAGUCAGAAGGUUUCAUUCAAGAAUCAUCCAAAUCCAAAUGUUCACUCUCAGGAAUUCCAACUCCCUCUCCUGUAAACACCCUCCGGAAAACCCCCGAUAUCGAGCCAAACCCUGUUAAUUCCCCAACAGUCCAGGAUAGGACGGACCCAUCUCCUUUACCUGCUUCAGCCAGUGAAGCAAUUCCUCAUGUGAGCCAUGACAUUUUAGAUAGUAAUGAGCAAGAGAACAAAGCCGGUGGCCUAUUGGGGUCAAGCUCUACGGGAACAUGUGACCUCCAGCUACAGAUGACCCAGACUCAGUUCCUGGCACAACUGUCUGUAUCGCCAGUUACCCAAGACCUGGACCAGGAGAAAAAGUGUAGCUCUGAGGACUCGGGAGAUGUCGCAGAGAGCAGAACCAGUAGAGAGAAAAGCCUGAAGAACAACUCCAUUGUUGCCAGACUUCGAAGCCACUUGAGAACUCACAUAUACACCAGAAAAUCUAAGAGAAAGGAAACGAAUACAGAAAUCGUCCCAAAGAGCCAGAAGAAACCCAGAUUACACAAUGAGAGCUCGAGUAAAGAAACUGCUAACUCAACAGAAUCAGGUGGAAAUGAGAGUAUUGUCUCAUCAGGGACUGUUGGUUGCCCAGCCUCUGCCAAUUCUAACCCAAUAAAAGAGAGCGCAACCCUCGAAAGCUCUAAACCUAGUUCUGUGAGUCUGAACCGAUCUCCUUCAGAGGGUUCAAGAAACAAAACAUCCAGUUCGACAAGUCCCAUAAAUGAAGACGGUCCCAGAUCUAAAGUGACUGGAGAUGGUUGUACCCCAAAAAGCACCAAAUCCACCUCCACCAGACAGGACAAGGCGGUGGGCAGUAGCCCUAAGAAGACCGACUCUCUCUUAGUUGGCUUUAGAAAACCCUGUGCAGCCGGCACUAAGGAAAUGUCCAGCAACACUAACGGUUUCGCUUUCAUCAAUUUAAGUCCAAGCAAGACGUCGAUUAAAGAGGAAUCCAAUUCUCCGAGUCCUGUCAAAUUGAGCGUACGUUCAGUCAGCGAAGUGACUAAAAAGGCAGAAAGGAUCAGACCUAAAAAAGCUAAAAAAUUCCAGUCUGCCAAGACGACCAGAACAAUCAAGAGCCAACAGGCUCUGACGGGGAACCUGAAAAGCAUCAACGCUUUGAAACUAGCCAAGACGGCCAAAGCCAAGAAGAUGGCUAAAAUAAAAAAGUCCAAAUGGCAGAAACCGGCCGAGGCGGAGAACCGCGUGAACCCGGAGGUGAAGAAGUGCCGAGCUAAAGUGUGGUACCCCCCCACUCUGCCCCCCAACGAAGUGCCUUCCACGGAGAUCCGGAGGCCUCCGCCGGUGAAGGUGGAGUACAAGAUCCCCCUGAUCCCCUUCAACCCGGACCCCGUGGUUUCUCCCCUCCAGCCUCUGGCGGUCAUCGGGAAGCACCUGCUCAGGAACCAGUGCGGCCAGUGCGGGCGCACCUUCGGGAGCCGCGCGGGGCUGGAGGCCCACGUGGUUCUCCACGGGCGCCACCAGCCCUUCUGCUGCCCGCUCUGCGGGAAGAGCUUCCCCGACGCCAAGACCUUCAAACGGCACGGACGCGUGCACCGGAACGGGCGCAUCCACGUGUGCCGGGAAUGCGGGAAGGGGUUCGUUUAUCCCUUCGGACUCACCAAGCACGAGCAGAUGGUCCACGGCCGGAUCAAGCCCUUCAUCUGCCAGGUCUGCAACAAGGGCUUCUUCACCAAGAGGGACGUGGAGGUCCACAUCCGGAUCCACACCGGGGAGAAACCCUUCCACUGCCACCUGUGCGAGAAGAAGUUCACCAGGAGGGUGGAGCUGAACGUGCACCUGCGCUGGCACAACGGGGAGAAGAGGCACUGGUGCCCCUUCUGCGGGAAGGGGUUCCUGGACUUCAACAACCUGAAACGGCACAAAUACACCCACACCGGGGAGAAACCCUACACCUGCCCGCACUGCCCCAAAAAGUUCACGCAGACCGGACACCUGAAAAAGCACGUGAAGAACGUGCACAAGGGCCAGUGA